This is a messenger RNA of Boeremia exigua, 969 nucleotides long. Its product is annotated as mitochondrial 54S ribosomal protein YmL9. Gene Ontology annotation, biological process: translation. Lineage: Eukaryota; Fungi; Ascomycota; Dothideomycetes; Pleosporales; Didymellaceae. Gene Ontology annotation, molecular function: structural constituent of ribosome. The transcript has 2 exons. The coding region runs from base 1 to 969 and encodes 322 amino acids. Gene Ontology annotation, cellular component: mitochondrial large ribosomal subunit; ribosome. The record is from RefSeq and is a predicted model, not a curated record.
AUGCCACCCCAGGUACCCCUCAACUGGGGCUCACUGCCCCUACUGCCAUCCGCAAUACGCUCUCUCGUUCCUCUCGUCCAGCACAAUGGCGCCACCCCGGCGCUCUCCUACACAAGCACUCGCGGCAUCAAGUCCACAUUUGGCCCUAAAAAAGACCGCUUCGCCCAUCGCCACGGAAAGCCUGCCCUCAACUCCACAUCAACAGCGGCAUUAGAACGGAAAGCUCACUCCACACCUCUGCGCACUGGUCUUCUGGCCCUCAAGCGCGGAAUGACCGCCCUCUACGACCAGGAGACGGGGAGGCGCACGCCUUGCACCGUCCUGCAGGUCGAUCGCAACGAGGUCGUCGCACUCAAGACGAGAGAGAAGAACGGAUACUGGGCUGUGCAGAUUGGCGCGGGGCAGAAGGAGCCAAGGAAUGUCACACGGCCGCUGUUGGGACAUUUCGCGCAAGCAGGUGUGAGCCCAAAGAGACAUCUAGCGGAAUUCAAGGUCAAAGAUGGGAGUGGGCUGGGACUGAGCGUAGGUGAGAGUGUCGGCGCGAAUUGGUUUGCGCCUGGGCACUGGGUGGACGUAAGGGCUAUCUCGAGAGGUAUGGGAUUCGCUGGUGGCAUGAAACGUCACGGCUUCAGUGGUCAACCCGCAUCGCACGGUAACUCGCUCACCCACCGCGCCAUGGGAUCUGCCGGAGGAUCGCAAGGAUCUGGUUCGCGUGUUUUGCCAGGAAAGCGCAUGGCUGGAAACAUGGGCAACGAGAGUGUCACAGUCAAGAACCUGAAGGUGCUGCAGGUCGACGAGAAGAACGGGUUGAUUGUAGUCACUGGCUGCGUACCGGGCCCCAAAAACCAGAUUGUGAAGGUGCAGGAUGCACUUGGGAAACCCUGGCCGAAGGGUCCUAUGAACAAUGCCGAGCUUGCGCCGAUCGUAGAGGCUGCAGAGCCGGUCGAGCAAGCCACUGCCACGGCAUAG